Molecule: messenger RNA, 1507 nt
Organism: Pelobates fuscus (common spadefoot toad)
Lineage: Eukaryota; Metazoa; Chordata; Amphibia; Anura; Pelobatidae
Gene: IL22RA2
Product: interleukin 22 receptor subunit alpha 2
Exons: 7
Coding region: 69-1382 (437 amino acids)
Biological process (GO): blood coagulation; cytokine-mediated signaling pathway
Cellular component (GO): plasma membrane
Molecular function (GO): protein binding; cytokine receptor activity
Source: RefSeq, a predicted model, not a curated record
CAGCUACUAUAAACCACCUGAAUGGCAAACAUUUGUUCCAUUUUUGGUAGAAAGACUCCAGAACCAAGAUGGGUUUAAUUCUUCGCUUCUGUUUAUGGACCUUGUGCUUCAUAACACCCAUAGACUUGGCUACACAGGUUACCAACUUGCGGUUUAACUCGUUAAACUACCAGAUACUCCUGCGAUGGGAUACUUUUGACGGCAAUGAUACCCUGUACGACGUGCAAUACCAAGUAUAUGGAGAACCAUGGGAAAAUAAAGCAGAUUGUAUCGGCAUACGUGAGACACAGUGCAAUUUGACUUCGAUAACAUCCAGUCCUGAACAUGAGUGUGAAAACAUUUGGGCCAGAGUGAGAGUUACAACAGGAAAGUAUUCUUCACGCUGGACAAAUAGCAAAAGCUUUCAUCCAUUCCAUGACACAACCAUUGGCCCACCAACCGUGGCUCUCUCUAGCUCAUCCAACUCCAUCUCAGUAACCAUAAGUGUUCCAUGGAUUCUACAACGCAGCAAGUGUAUGUCCAAGGAAAACAAGAAGAAAACCCGCUUCCUUGUUAAUGUUUCAGACGUUUCAGAGGUGCCAAAAACAUAUGAUACAAAUGAAAAUUUCUGGAACAUAUCAAACUUAACACCUGGCUCAUCAUAUUGCAUUAGCGUUCAAAUAGAAUUAUGGAAUAGGAAGAAAAAAAGCAUCCCAAGCUCCAAACAGUGUGUGGACCUAGAAAGUACAAUAUUCAAAGAAAUCCUCGUAGGAUCAGUAGCAUUCGUUCUUGUGACAGUGUUUGCUAUCUCGAUGCUGGGAGUCUAUUUGGCAUUGUAUAAAUAUGUGUUACAUCCCAAAACACACCUUCCAUCAAAUCUGAUUUUGCAAGCAUUUCAUUCAAAGACAAGUAUGCAUAGAGGAGAUGAAACCAUAAUUAUACCAUCAACAUUUGAGAGUAUGGUGCUCAGUAGACACAUACUUGAAGCAAAAGAGGGCAGUCCUCAAAGUCUCCAGUACAAACGAUAUGUCUCAAAUGAGCCAGUGAGGAAUGAAUAUGUUAACUGUGAACUGAAGAAGGAUGACCAUCUUCUUGACCAUCAAGACAAAAAUAUAGAACUCAAAAACCCAACUUAUGCUACUAAAACUAUGAAAUGCAGUCUUACUCAGCAGUACCCAUAUGUUUGUAUAUCAUCACAACAUCCAUGUAAAAACAUAUGUUUUAGUGAGACAGCAGAGAUGUUUGAUUUUUCUAAUAUAUUUAAAAAACCCAGUUAUAUUAACACUGAAAAUGUGUUUGGAGAAUACUGCACAAAUACAGGGCAUGAAGCAUUGAAGUUAUCUUAUGUGAAUCAGGUCCAGAUAAAUCAGUCCAGUAAUACAUAUUUUAAUCAGUAUGAGUAAACAUGAGGAGAACAGUUUAACUUGUUAAUUAAUCAGCUUUGUAGAUUCUCAAAAAUAUCUGACAAUGCUAGAAGAUGUUGCAAGAACUUUGAUGCAACACAUGUCCUCCAUUACAGCGUGCAAUU